Molecule: messenger RNA, 4501 nt
Organism: Bacillus rossius redtenbacheri
Lineage: Eukaryota; Metazoa; Arthropoda; Insecta; Phasmatodea; Bacillidae
Gene: goe
Product: protein gone early
Exons: 17
Coding region: 1-2286 (761 amino acids)
Biological process (GO): protein processing
Cellular component (GO): plasma membrane
Molecular function (GO): metalloendopeptidase activity
Source: RefSeq, a predicted model, not a curated record
AUGAACAAGGGCAGAUCUGAUGUGACGAUUAUGCGAAGAUUCGCCAUCGUCUUCCACAGCAUAGAGAUGAUGGUAGCGGUGUUGGGUGUCUUGAGCGGAUACGCGGGGAGCCGCGCCAUGGAGCCGCACAAGGAGGCGGCGGAGGACAAGGCGCCCGAGGCGAGGGAGGCGCUGAUGGACGCCGGCGCCACCAGGAGGGCGGCGCUGGCCGAGUGGACCCGGCUGGGCAGGGGCGGGCAGCUGGCGGUGCUGGGGCUGCUGCUGGCCUCGGUGGUGCUGGUGGUGCUGCUGUGCUGCUGGCCCGCCAGGUCGCACCAGGAGGACACCCCAGUGUGCCGCACCCCCGCCUGCCUGCUGGCCUCCGCGCAGGUGGUGCGGGCGAUGGACCGGACAUCAGCCGAGCCGUGCCUGGAGUUCCGCGACUUCGCGUGCGGCGGGAGUCCGCCCUCGGCUCCUGAGCUGCUCGUCGACUCGUACGAGGCCCGCUUGCAGAGGCUGCUGAGCAGGGCGGUCCCUCCCGGCCGCACGCGCGCCGUCGCCUGGAAGACCAGGCGCUUCUACGAGUCGUGCGUGGCGCUGGACGCAGUCGAGGCGGACGGCGACCGCCCGCUACGAGCCCUCGUCCGGCAGCUGGGAGGCUGGGGCGUGCUGCGCGACUUCUCCGUGCUGUCGUGGAGCUACAGGGAGCAGUUGGUCAGCCUGCACGCGCGGCACGGCGCGAGCCCCUUCUUCCAGGUCGCGGUCGUGCCGGACCCGGAGCAACCCUCCCGGGCCAUCGUGCAGAUAUCGCCAGCAGGCCUUGGGUUGCCAGACAGGAGCUACUACUACAGUCAACAUGACAACCGGACGGAGGCCGUGUACCGCCGCUUCCUGCAGAACGCCGUGCAGGAGCUGGGCGCCACCUCGGCGGACGCGAGCUCCUUCGGCGAGGAGGUGUUCCACUUCGAGAAGCGCCUGGCCGAGGCCACGCCCCGCGCCGACCGCCCCGUGCUGCACCGGCUCAGCCUGGCAGAGUUGGCCGAGAAGGCCCCUUCCAUUCCACUUCACGACAUUAUUUCAGCGAAAUACCCAAAUGCCCGAAUUGAAGAUUCCACCGUGGUUUUAGCUACAUCUGUUUCAUAUCUAACUCAGAUAUCAAAUAUACUAACUUCAUCUGACAGAGAGGUCCUGAACAACUACAUGAUGUGGAACUACGCGUCGCAGAUGCUGCCCCACCUCUCCGCCGCCUACCGCACCGUCGUCCAGCUGUUCCAGGAGGAACUGACAGGCAGGAAGCAGGCGCCGCCGCGCUGGCUGACCUGCGUGCGCGUGCUGCGCCGCUACAUGGGGCUGGCCCUCGCCGCGCUGCACGACGGGAGCGUCCCGGCGGAGACCAGGAGCGCGGGUGGGCGGGCGGUGAACGCGAUGUUCGAGAACGUCCACGCCGUCCUGAAGGAGGCCAUCCGGGACAGCAGCUUCUACGCCGAGAUGUGGCGGUACGCACUCGACAAGGUGGACGCCAUGUCGCUGCAGGUGGGCCUCCCGGCACGCCUGCAGUCGGACGCCUUCCUGGAGCAGCACUACGCGGACCUGUCCGUGCAGAGGAACAACUUCUUCCAGAACGUGCGGUACGGCGCGGCGUUCCUGCGGGCCGCGGAGGAGGCGCAGCUGCUGACGCCGGCCGAGGAGGACACGUGGAUGUCUGCAAUGACCGACGUGGACGCGGUGUCCUACGUGCCAGCGUCCAACAAGGUGGUGGUUCCGCAGAGGCUGCUGGUGGCGCCGGACUUCCAUCCUGGCUACCCCCCGGCGGUGCUGUACGGGCGGGCGGGCGCGCAGCUGGCGGCCGCGGCAGUGACCGCCGUGUUGCCGUGGGACGCGCUGCACGCCAGCGACGGCACGCUGGUGGGGGCGCACGGCGCCGUGGGCAACGCGACGGCGCGGCUGGCGAGGGCCGCGCAGGAGUGCCUGGACGCCGCGCCCCGGGCCGCCCUGCGUCUGCUGGUGGAGACGGCUGCCCUCCGCCUGGCCUUUCGCGCCUGCACUAAGGCGGUUCAACAGCUAGAUCACAUUCAUCAGCCAGCACUGGAAAAUCUUGAAGACGAUGCUCUUUUCUUCGUAGCCUAUGCGCAGAGUUUAUGCUCCAGGCCAGAGUCCGGGCAAGAAUAUUCUGGAAAUACAGGAACUUUCCAGUUUACAGAGAAGAACAUGUUGGAGUUAUUGCUUAAAAAUAGAGAGUUUACAGAAACUUUCAAAUGCAAGAAUGAAGAAUAUUCUACCUCCCAGAAGUGCAAAAGAAUUUUGUAGGAAUUCUGGCCAUGUUCAUCAGCUAAAUAUGUAAAGAUAUAUAUUUUUUUUUAUUCCCACAUGAUUUAUGUGGUUGCCAGUUACUUACUCCAGUGUCGAAAAGGUGUGUUUUGGUACAUCAUUCAGGUGAUCAUUGCUUAGUUGAAAGUUAAAAGUACAUACUUACAGUCUGCGUUCUUUAUUCCGGACUAUCCUUAAUCCAGCUUAGAUCUAGGUACUCUCAUCUGUAAUUUUUUUUUUUGGUGGAUUUGAGUGUUUUUUGACCUAAACUAACAGGCUGCACCACUGCGCAGGCCUGCUUUUACGUUUCACUAGGUAUUUAUUUAGACUGUCAGUUUUCGUUUGAGUACAAUAUACAUAAAUUUCCUUUGGUAUUCCUGUUAGAACUAAAUUGACAUUCGAUAAUCCAGCAAAACUGCUAAUCUGGCAGCUAUGGUCUCAAAUGUGCCAGAUUUAAGAGCCUAAUUACUAAAAGCAAUAAUGUAGUCUCAAAUAUUACAAGUCCACAAGCCUAAUCCAUGUCUGGAUUGAAUUACGAUAAUACUUUUACUUAUUGGUUGUACUUUUGGCUAUAAAAGUUUGUUUUCAUUGGGCUGAAACAGACUCAAAAUCUAUGGAAGAGGCACCAUCUGUACGCACAAAAGCAAUGCAGUCACAGAACUUAGUUUUGUACAACAAGGUAUUUCUGGUCUAAAAAGAAAACAUUCUGGAAUAUUCUGCAUUUUUUAUUAACAUCGUAGGAAAUUGGUUCAAUGUCAUUUCUCAUCAACUCAAGGAAUGUAAAAGUUUGAAAUAAACAAUUUUUUAAGUUAAAAUCCACUUAAUUUUUAGUGUACCCACUAAUAAUUUUGAACUCAUUUAUUUAGAACUACGAAGGUAGCCAAACUAAAAUAUGAAAUCAUAGUUUUUAAUUAUUGUGUAAGUAAAUGCACAAUAUAAAAAUCACUCAUUAAAUUUUCUAACAGCAUAAAAAUAUUGAUUGAUUUAAUGAGUAAAUGUACUAUCCCAAUACUUAAGUCCUGCUAAUAAGAUUUUUUAUGUAUUUAUUUUUCUUAUCUGUGGCUUUAAUUAAAAAAAAUUUCUGAAACCCAUUCUGGUAAAAAAUAUUAAUAAUCUUUAUUAUGUGAUGAGAUACAGAAAGAAAAAAUUUAAAACCAAAUUUUGGAAAAGAAAAAAAAAGAAAUUUCUUGACGAGCUGGUUGAGAGCGACGAGCGACGGGUCACUUGAGGCUGAUGCUGACUAUCUGGAUGUCGUUGUACGGCUUGUCCGUCUUGGGGUUGGUCUUGGCUGUGCUGAUGUUCUGCACCACCUCCAUGCCCUUCACCACGCGCCCGAACACCGUGUGCUUGUUGUCCAGCCACGGCUGCGCGCAACACACGCACGAGACAAUAUAUUCCAGCGCCGAGCGCGCCCUGCCUUAUCUGCAGCUUAUCAAUUAAUCUAAGUGUCAUCGUAACAUUUUGAUUUUAAAAAUGAUCUGAACAUAACUAAUCCUCAGCAAGCAGAGAUGCAAGCCCACGUGUGAAAAUAAAUCGUGGGCGUACAAGGGAAACCCUUUAUGUCCAUAUAAUGAAAUUGAGAUUUUUAUAUUCAUAUGGGUUUUUUAAAAUAUUGUAAAAUAUAUACAGUACUGAAACAUGUUUAAUCUAACACAAUAUGUAAUAUACUUGUCAUAUAAUAAACUUGUCAUGAUACACAUUAAACUGGACUUUGUCAUAUGAAUAUCUUAUGGACUUAGUGGGUUUUCCUUGUACGCCCACGAAAUAUAGUUACACAUAUUUUUUUUUUUUUUUAAACACAGCAUUAUAGGUUUUGCUGGAACAGUGAUUUAGUUCAGUACAGUGCUAUAGUCAUUCUUUACUCUAAACAAGCCUAAAUAAAACUUAAGUUAUCGCCACUGUAUACCGCAUAAAAUGCAGCCAGCGCUAAGUUGGCAACAUUCAUGUUUGGGUAUGUUGAUGCCCGUAUAUAGAGAGCAUGCAAGUAAUUGAGUACUGAUAUUGAUAGCUUACUGAUAGCACGCAAUGCGCAUGUUUCGUCUCGUGCCAAGUAAACUACAUCUGAAUAUAACCCACUCUCUUAUGUGGUAAGUGUGUAUUAUGACGAUAGUUAUGCAUUAGUUCUGGGUCACUGUUUUCUUUCUUUCUUUUUGAAGUUGAACGAAAUAUGUUGUUGUUUCAAAACUGUUUAAUUUAAACUGUUUGGCAUGCUUUU